This is a messenger RNA of Mugil cephalus (flathead mullet), 9114 nucleotides long. Its product is annotated as filamin-C-like. Gene Ontology annotation, biological process: actin cytoskeleton organization. The transcript is spliced from 45 exons. Gene Ontology annotation, molecular function: actin filament binding. The coding region runs from base 412 to 8628 and encodes 2738 amino acids. NCBI's taxonomy places the organism in Eukaryota, Metazoa, Chordata, Actinopteri, Mugiliformes, Mugilidae. The record is from RefSeq and is a predicted model, not a curated record.
CCAUCUCCUUCCUCUCUCAACAUACAAGUUAAACAGAGUCAACUUCAGCACUGCAGCUUCAGCUCACCUGCCACGAAACUCCACUUUUCUGAAAGAGAAACACGUCCAGGGGCCAUAUCAGACAGGAACGACUUUGUCAGGAGGGUGCCAAUUAAAAAACGAGAGCGGACGGCCAGCUGUCUUGCACGCUGUAAAUCGGAUAAUUUCAUUCAUCACUGCCGUGACACAAGCGGUUCCUUCGCAAGUAGGUCCGAAAACUCUCCGGGCUGCUUUUAAAACUCAUCCAAGUUUGAACUUUCCUCCGCGAGAGCGCGCUUGCCAUCGAGCCGCGAAAGUUUUCUGCGCUGCUGCGCACACAAUUCAACACACAAGUGUCACCGAGGUAUAAAAGUGGACACGGAAAAAGCCAUCAUGAUGAGCAAUAACUACGGCGACGACCAGCUGCCUCCGCAGUACUACCAGGCUACUGACUUUGGGGACGAGGAGGAGGAAGAGAUGCCAGCCACGGAGAAGGAUCUGGCCGAAGACGCGCCAUGGAAGAAGAUCCAGCAGAACACCUUCACUAGGUGGUGCAAUGAGCACCUCAAGUGCGUCAACAAGACGGUCACCGACCUGCAGAAGGAUUUUAGUGACGGCCUGAAGCUCAUUUCACUCUUGGAAGUUUUGAGUCAGAAGAAAAUGUACAGAAAGCACCACAACAGACCCAACUUCCGGCAGAUGAAACUGGAGAAUGUUUCUGUGGCACUAGAGUUCCUGGACAGAGAGCGUAUCAAACUGGUCUCAAUAGAUAGCAAAGCCAUUGUGGAUGGAAAUCUAAAGCUGAUCCUGGGUCUUAUCUGGACUCUCAUCCUCCACUACUCCAUCUCCAUGCCCAUGUGGGAUGACGAGGACGACGAAGAGACUAAAAAGCUGACCCCCAAACAGCGCUUGCUGGGCUGGAUACAGAACAAGGUGCCCCAGCUGCCCAUCAACAAUUUCAACCGUGACUGGCGGGAUGGUAAAGCCCUGGGAGCUCUGGUUGACAACUGUGCCCCUGGUCUGUGUCCAGACUGGGCUGAGUGGGACCCAAAUCAGCCUGUGCAGAAUGCCAGAGAAGCCAUGCAACAGGCCGACGACUGGCUGGGUGUGCCUCAGGUGAUUGCUCCCGAGGAGAUUGUGGACCCAGAUGUAGAUGAACACUCUGUGAUGACCUACUUGUCUCAGUUCCCCAAGGCCAAACUGAAGCCCGGGGCUCCUCUUAAGCCUAAACAGCUUUUUCCAAACAAGGCCAAGGCCUAUGGACCAGGUAUUGAACCUCAUGGCAACAAGGUGCUGCAACCAGCUGUGUUCACUGUGGAGACUCUGGAAGCUGGCAGCGGUGAAGUCCUGGUGUACGUGGAGGAUCCUGAGGGGCACAAAGAGGAGGCUAAAGUUAAACCCAACAAUGACAAAAACAGAACCUACACUGUCACCUAUCUUCCUAAAGUUGAGGGUGUCCACAAGGUGAAGGUGUUGUUCGCAGGUCAGGAUAUCGACAAGAGCCCCUACACUGUGAAUGUGGCGAAGGCAAUGGGUGACCCGAGCAAAGUCCACGCCAGGGGACCAGGUUUGGAUCGAGUAGGCAAUGUGGCUGACAAACCCACCUACUUUGACAUCUACACAGCUGGUGCUGGUAAUGGUGACAUCAGCGUUGUCAUCGUCGAUCCUGAGGGCAAAAAGGACACCGUGGAGCUCAUCCUGGAGAACAAGGGAGACAGCGUUUUCCGUUGCACUUAUCAUCCCGUGCUGGAGGGGCCUCACACUAUUCACAUACUGUUUGCAGGCCAGGAGAUCCCCAAGAGCCCUUACAAUGUCAACAUCGCAGAGGCCAUGAACCCAAAUGCUUGCAGAGCUGCUGGCAGAGGUCUUCAGCCUAAAGGCGUGAGAGUAAAGGAGGUUGCAGACUUCAAAGUGUUCACCAAGGGAGCUGGCAGCGGAGCACUGAAUGUCUCAGUCAAAGGACCAACUGGAGCAGAGGAGCAAGUGAAAGUGCGAGAUGUGGGCAAUGGUGUGUAUGAAUGUGAAUAUUACCCCCUUAAGCCUGGUAAAUACACAGUCAGCAUCACUUGGGGAGGCCAGCCCAUCCCACGCAGCCCCUUCGAAGUGGAGGUGGGUGCAGAGGCAGGUUUUCAGAAGGUGAGAGCCUGGGGUCCUGGUCUGAAGACAGGCAUGGUGGGAAAAUCUGCUGACUUUGUGGUGGAGGCCAUCGGCACUGAAGUCGGAACUCUAGGUUUCUCCAUCGAAGGGCCAUCGCAGGCGAAAAUUGAGUGUGAUGAUAAGGGUGAUGGCUCCUGCGAUGUGCGCUAUUGGCCCACUGAGCCUGGUGACUAUGCUGUUCAUGUCAUUUGUGAUGAUGAAGACAUCAAGGACAGUCCCUUCAUGGCCCACAUCCUCCCCGCAGCCAAUGAUGUUUUCCCUGAGAAGGUUAAAGCCUAUGGCCCAGGUCUGCAGCCAACUGGCGUCAUUGUGAACAAACAAACAGAAUUCACUAUUGAUGCCCGCAUGGCUGGGAAGGGGCACCUCAAGAUCUACGCACAGGAUGCUGAAGGCUGCAUCAUCAACAUCAAGAUCACUGACAGAGGAGACGGCACAUUUCUGUGUGUGUACACUCCUGUCAAGCCCAUUAAACACACCAUCAUCAUCACCUGGGGUGAGGUCAACGUACCCAAUAGUCCCUUCAGGGUGCUGGUUGGAGAGGGUUCUCACCCAGACAGAGUCAAGGUCUAUGGACCUGGAGUGGAGAAGACGGGGCUCAAGGCUAACGAGCCAACCUACUUCACUGUGGACUGUGGCGAAGCUGGUCAAGGGGACAUCAGCAUCGGAAUCAAGUGUGCCCCAGGCGUGGUUGGCCCUGCCGAGGCAGACAUAGACUUUGACAUCAUCAAGAAUGACAAUGACACCUUCACUGUCAAAUACACUCCUCCCGGUCCGGGCCGAUAUACCAUCAUGGUGCUGUUUGCUGAUCAGGAAAUUCCAAUCAGUCCAUUCAAAGUCAAAGUGGAUCCUUCCCAUGAUGCUGGUAGGGUGAGAGCAGAGGGUCCUGGACUCAACAAGACAGGUGUGGAGGUGGGCUCUCCAACACACUUCACCAUCUACGCAAAGGGAGCAGGCAAAGCCAAGCCUGAGGUGCAUUUUGUACCAUCAGGCCCAGGAGAGGCAGUUCGUGACUUUGAGAUCAUCGAUAACCACGAUUACACCUACACUGUCAAGUACACGGCUCUUCAGCAGGGCAACAUGACUAUUUCUGUGACUCAUGGAGGAGAUCCCAUUCCCAAAAGCCCCUUCCACAUCACAGUGUCACCACCAUUGGAUAUUGGAAAGGUGAAAGUGGAAGGAUUAGAAACCAAAGUGGAGGUUGGGAAGGAUCAAGAGUUCACCAUUAACACAAAGGGCGCUGGUGGGCAAGGCAAUGUAGGUGUGAAGAUGACCUCACCCUCCGGUCGACCAAUCCCAUGCAAGCUGGAAGGAGACAAAGCCCAAGGCACUCACAGUGUGAAGUAUAUUCCCCCAGAGGAGGGGCAGUACAAGGUUGAUGUCCUCUAUGAUGGGAACCCUGUAAUGGGAAGCCCGUUUGGCGUUGAAGCAGUGAUGCCUGCUGAUCCUUCAAAGGUGCGAGCCUAUGGUCCCGGCCUAAAGGGAGGCAUUGUGGGUAAACCAGCUCCGUUCACUAUUGACACAAAGGGAGCCGGCGCAGGUGGGCUGGGCCUGACAGUAGAAGGUCCCUGUGAGGCAAAAAUCGAGUGCCAAGACAAUGGUGAUGGCACAUGCUCAGUGUUCUACCUGCCCACUGAGCCCGGCGAAUAUGCCAUCAACAUCCUGUUUGCAGAGCAGCACAUCCCCGGCUCACCCUUCAAAGCUGCUGUUCGACCAGCCUUCGACCCCAGCAAGGUGACUGCCAGUGGGCCUGGUCUGGAGAGGGCCAAGGCAGGUGAGCCUGCCACCUUCACAGUGGACUGCACCAGAGCGGGUGACGGCGAGCUCACCAUCGAGAUCGUGUCAGAGACUGGAGUUAAGGCGGAGGUGCACAUUCAGAAAACUGCAGAGGGCACGUUCUCUGUCACGUACAUCCCACCCUUCCAUGGCUCUCACACCAUCACGAUCAAGUACGGUGGCCACGUGAUUCCCCACUUUCCAAAAGUCCUGCAGGUCGAGCCCUCUUUGGACACCAGUGGAGUGCAUGUAUAUGGGCCUGGAGUGGAGCCCAGAGGAGUCCUCCGAGAAGUUACAACCCACUUCAUUGUUGAUGCCCGCGCCCUCAACAAGGUUGGAGGAAGCCAUGUGAAGGUUCACAUCAUCAGCCCCUCUGGCACCAACACAAACAGCUACAUUACUGACAAGGGAGACGGCACCUACAGGGUGGAGUACACAGCAUUCGAGGAUGGAAUGCAUCUGAUUGAAGUGCAGUACGAUGAUGUGCCUGUGCCCAAGAGCCCCUUCAGAGUGUCUGUGGUGGAGGGAUGUGAUCCAACCCGGGUCCGUGCCUUUGGACCAGGUCUGGAAGGAGGAAUAACCAACAAGUCUAACUGUUUCACUGUGGAGACCAGGGGUGCUGGUACAGGAGGCCUGGGUCUGACCAUUGAGGGAGCUUCAGAGGCAAAAAUAUCCUGCAAGGACAAUAAAGAUGGCAGCUGUAGCGUAGAGUAUGUUCCCUUCACUCCCGGAGACUACGACGUAAACAUUAACUACGGAGGUCACCCGAUCCCCGGCAGUCCGUUCCGCGUGCCUGUGAAAGACCCUGUGGACCCCAGCAAGGUAAAAUGCUCAGGUCCAGGUCUGGGCACCGGAGUGAGAGCCCACGUUCCUCAGACUUUCACAGUAGACAGCACCCAGGCUGGACAGGCCCCACUGGAUGUCAAACUCUACGGCCCAACAGGUACUGUGGAGCCUGUUGGCGUGAAGAAUAAUGGGGAUGGCACCCACACAGUUCACUACACCCCAGCCCAGGAUGGCCCCUAUACUGUAGCAGUCAAAUAUGCAGAUCAGGAAGUCCCACACAGCCCAUUCAAGGUAAUGUCUCAGCCUGGGCAUGAUGCCAGUAAGGUGCGCGCCAGUGGCCCUGGUCUAGACACUAAAGGUGUGUCUGCGAGCUUGCCGGUUGAGUUCACUAUUGAUGCUCGUGAUGCCGGGGAGGGACUUCUCACAGUGCAGAUUCUGGACCCAGAGGGCAAGCCAAAGAAUGCGACCAUCCAGGAUAACAGGGAUGGCACCUACACUGUGUCCUACGUGCCUGACUCUACGGGACCUUACACCAUCACCAUCAAAUAUGGGGGAGAUGAGAUUCCUUACUCCCCGUACCACAUCCAGUCACUGCCAACAGGAGAUGCCAGCAAAUGUCGCCUAACAGUGUCAAUUGGAGGACACGGCGUGUCAAAUCUUCAGAAACUGCAAACCUCUGAGGACACAGUUAUCACAGUGGACGCCAAAGCUGCUGGGAAGGGCAAGGUGACCUGUAAGGUGUUGACCCCAAAGGGGAUGGAGCUGGAUAUGGAUGUGGUAGAGAAUCACGACGGAACCUUUGACAUUUACUACACCGCCCCUGAACCUGGGAAAUAUGUAAUUACCAUCCGUUUUGGGGGGCAGAACAUCCCCAACAGCCCCUUCCAAGUGGUGGUGAGUAAAGGACGAUUAAAUGCGGCCCAGCUGAGUGCUAGAUUUAGUCUUGUUUUGACAUUUGGUGCUAUGAAACCAACAAUUUCUCUUCUCUCACAGGCCACAAACGAGCCAGUCGUUCCCCGCGAUACUGUGGAUCCCCUCUUCCGUCCCGUUAACUUCGUUGUCCCCUUCACACCGCAGCAAGGGGAAAUCACAGGCGAGGUGCGGAUGCCUUCUGGCAAGACGGCUCGCCCACACAUCACUGACAAUAAGGAUGGCACCAUCACAAUCAAGUACCAGCCCACAGAGAGAGGCCUGCAUGAGAUGGACAUUAAAUAUGAAGGAAACCACAUCCCAGGAAGCCCUCUGCAGUUCUAUGUGGAUGCUGUGAACAGUGGAGUGGUCACUGCUUAUGGUCCAGGUCUGAGUUACGGCACCGUCAACAAGGCUGCCACUUUCACUGUGGUCACCAAGAACGCAGGAGAAGGUGGUCUGUCACUAGCAGUGGAGGGUCCCUCUAAGGCUGAGAUCACUUGUAAGGACAACAAAGAUGGCACCUGCACCGUGUCCUACCUGCCCACAGCUCCUGGAGACUACAACAUCAUUGUCAAGUUUGACAACAAGCACAUUCCUGGCAGUCCCUUUACUGCUAAGAUCACUGGGGAUGACUCCAUAACCAGGACAUCCCAGCUGAAUGUCGGCACAUCGGCCGAUGUGUCCCUGAAGAUCACGGAGACAGAUCUGAGCUCUCUGACUGCCAGUAUCAGAGCUCCAUCUGGUAAUGAAGAGCCCUGCCUGCUCAAGAGACUGCCCAACAGACACCUUGGCAUCUCCUUCACUCCCAAGGAGGUUGGCGAGCACGAAGUGAGUGUGAGGAAGAAUGGCAUGCACGUGGCCAACAGCCCUUUCAAAAUAAUGGUCGGCCAGUCAGAGAUCGGUGAGGCAAGCAGAGUAAAGGCUUUCGGUAAAGGCCUGGUGGAGGCGCACACUUUUGAAAUGGCUGAGUUUUUUGUGGAUACGAGGAAUGCAGGAUAUGGAGGUCUGGCACUCUCAAUUGAGGGUCCAAGCAAAGUAGAUAUUAACUGUGAGGAUGUAGAGGAUGGGACGUGCAGGGUGACAUACUGCCCAACAGAGCCUGGUAGUUACACUGUUAACAUCAAGUUUGCUGAAAAGCACAUCCCAGGAAGUCCAUUCACAGUGAAGGUGACUGGAGAAGGACGAAUCAAGGAGAGUAUAACAAGGAAAAGACAGGCAUCUUCUAUUGCCUCAGUGGGCAGCACAUGCGGUCUUAACCUCAAGAUCCCAGGAAACUGGUUCCAGAUGGUUUCAGCUCAGGAGAGGCUUACAAGGACAUUCACCCGCAGCAGCCAUACCUACACCCGCACUGAGCGCACGGAGAUUAGCAAAAUCCGUGGUGGAGAGACCAAGAGGGAGGUACGAGUGGAGGAGAGCACUCAGGUGGGAGGAGGAGGAAGCCCUUUCAGAGAUGUUUUUGGAGACUUUCUGGGCAGGGAGAGCCUCAGCAGCUUUGCCGGCAUCACUGCCAGGCCUGAGGUUGAGAGUGGCUCUCAGGCCAUGACAGCUCAGGUGACCAGUCCCAGUGGGAAAACGGUGGACGCUGACAUCGUGGAUGGAGGAAGCAGCACCUACAGCGUGCGCUUCAUCCCACAGGAAAUUGGAGCCCAUAAUGUCAACGUCAAAUACAGAGGCCAGCAUGUUCCCGGAAGCCCCUUCCAGUUCACUGUGGGCCCCAUGGGAGAAGGAGGCGCACACAAAGUCCGUGCAGGAGGUCCUGGCCUUGAGAGAGGCGUGGCUGGAGCACCUUCUGAGUUUAGUAUCUGGACCAGAGAGGCAGGUGCUGGUGGCCUGUCUAUUGCUGUAGAAGGCCCCAGCAAGGCUGAAAUCUCCUUUGAGGACAGGAAAGAUGGCUCCUGCGGCGUCUCCUACAUAGUGAAAGAGCCAGGUGACUAUGAGGUGUCAAUCAAGUUCAACAACGAGCACAUCCCUGACAGCCCCUUCAUUGUUCCGAUCGCUACACUGUCAGACGAAGCCCGCAGGCUCACUGUCACAAGCCUUCAGGAGAAAGACUUGAAGGUAAACCAAGAAGCAUCUUUCAUGGUGCAACGCAACGGGGCCCGAGGUGUGGUUGACGCCAAAGUACACACUCCCUCUGGCUCUUCGGAGGAAUGCUACGUCACUGAGCUAGACAGCGACAAGAGCGCCAUCCGAUUUAUUCCACGUGAUAAUGGCGUUCAUUCCAUUGAUGUCAAGUUCAAUGGGUGCCACAUUCCUGGAAGCCCCUUCAAUGUUCGAGUGGGAGAUCCAGGGCUAAUUGGAGACCCAGGCAUGGUGACUGCACACGGCCCUGGACUGCUGGGAGGAACAACGGGCGUAUCCUCCGAGUUUGUAGUCAACACCUGUAACGCAGGCUCUGGCACUCUGUCAGUCAACAUCGACGGGCCAUCCAAGGUCAAGAUGGACUGUCGGGAGUGUCCUGAAGGCUACAAGAUCACCUACACGCCGAUGGCACCUGGCAACUAUCUCAUCACCAUCAAAUACGGAGGGCCACAGCACAUAGUGGGCAGUCCUUUCAAAGCCAAAAUCACAGGCACAAGGCUGUCAGGGGGGCACAGCCUCCACGAGACUUCCUCCGUCUUGGUUGAAACAGUUACCAAGACCUCCAAAGUGGGAGGUGCCUACAGCUCCUCCUCUUCCACCACCUCAACAAAACUUACAUCUGACGCCAGCAAGGUGGUUUGUCGUGGCACGGGGCUGUCCAAGGCUUCAGUCGGGCAGAAAAACAAUUUUACCGUUGACUGCAGCAAAGCAGGUACAAACAUGCUGAUGGUAGGCGUGCAUGGACCUCACGCUCCCUGCGAGGAGGUCUACGUCAAGCACAUGGGAAACAAGCUCUACAAUGUCACCUACACCGUCAAGGACAAGGGCAGUUACACCGUCAUCGUCAAAUGGGGCGAUGACAAUGUCCCUGGAAGCCCCUACAAAGUGGUUGUACCAUAAAAGAACUGCGCAAAUGACCCUUACCUACUCCUCCACUGACCCACCCGCGCUUUUCUCAUCAUUUGCACAUAUCAGUCAAGCUCCCCAGUACCUCUUACCUGGUACUGCUGUUUGCUCUUCAAUGGAUUGCAAUAUACUCAACAACCACAUCAUGCAAGGACAUUUGCUUACAGCUUUACUGAUGUUAGAAUAUGUAUUGUGCCAAAGAUUUGUAUUAACUCCAGAAAUGACAUUGUACACUCACAAGUGUGCAUCCACAUUCAAUGGGAUGUAGAGGCAACAGUGUGGUUUAGACGUUUUACUGUAAACAAAUACCAUAAGAUGGUGUUAAGACCUGCUGGAGUAAUCAACGGUAUUAAAGUGUGAUGCAAUAUGGUUUUGUAUGGUUUAAGAAUGAGACAGUUUUUUUGUUAUAUUAACCUAUUUUUGGUAAGUCUUUGCAGACCUAAUAAAGAAUUAAUUGCUAACAUUCGAGAAGAAAAAAAA